GCGGCUGCCUCCGCCGCCGCCCCACGCGCCGUCUCCCGGACUCGCCGGCUGGCCGGAAGGGGUCAACGGCGCCGGCGAGCCCCCCUCUCCCCUCCCCCGGCCGGCCUCCUCCCCUACCCCCUACCCCCCUCUCUUCCCCAAUGGACGGCGCGAGUGCCCCCGCCCCGCCAUCUUCCCCGUCUCCGACGGCUUCCCGCCGCCGUAUCCGUCACCACUAGCCACCGCCUCCUAACCACUAAUCGCCGUCUCCUAGCCGUUUGCCCCCGCCGCCCCCGCUGACGCCGGCCCACAGCCCUCCUCCAUCCCCGUGGGCCGCGGCUUUGGCGCCGCCGCCGCCGCCUCGCCGCCCGCCCGUGUCCACCGCCAGCCGCCGGGCCGCCGCCUCCCCCCAACCCAGGACCCUAAACCCUAAUUCCAUUGCUUUCGUCAGGGUCGCCGGAGUUGGAAGAGAAGAGCUAAGGUCGCCGGAGCACGAAUCUCAAAGCAAACCCCAAGGCCGUCCGUUCGAUCCAUACAACCCCGCCCCGCACCGGUCUGCGAUGGCGAAGCCCUCGUCGGCGGCGGCGGCGUCGGGCGGCGGCCGAGGCCCGGCCCACCACCACAGGACCCGCCUCCUCCUCCUGCUCCUCCUCGCCGUCGCCGCCUGCGCAUCCACCGCGGGCUUCCUCCUCUGCGGCGCCAUGCUGGACCCCUGUGACGUCGACGCGCGCAGGGGCUCGGGCUCGUCGGCGGCGGCCGUCGCGACCACCCGCACCGGCGCCGUCGCAGGGAACCCCCUCGAGUUCAUGAGGUCCAAGCUCAUGCUGCUCGUCUCCCACGAGCUCUCCCUCUCCGGGGGACCAUUGUUACUGAUGGAGUUGGCAUUUCUUCUGCGGCAGGUUGGUUCGCAAGUGGUGUGGAUAACAAACCAGAGAUCGGAAGAAACAAAUGAUGUUACAUAUAGCUUGGAGCAUAAGAUGUUGAGCCAUGGAGUGCAGGUAUUACCUGCUAGGGGACAUGAGGCGAUUGAUACUGCCCUAAAGGCUGAUCUUGUUAUCUUGAACACUGCUGUUGCUGGCAAGUGGCUUGAUGCUGUCCUAAAUGACCAUGUUCCCCAAGUUCUUCCCAAGAUUUUGUGGUGGAUCCAUGAAAUGCGAGGGCAUUACUUUAAGCUUGAAUAUGUCAAACAUCUUCCUCUGGUUGCUGGAGCCAUGAUUGAUUCUCAUACAACGGCUGAAUAUUGGAAGACCAGGACUCAUGACCGUUUGAAAAUACAGAUGCCACAAACUUAUGUUGUUCACCUCGGGAAUAGUAAGGAGUUAAUGGAAGUUGCUGAAGAUAAUGUUGCAAGAAGAGUCCUACGGGAGCAUAUCCGUGAGUUCCUUGGAGUACGGAGUGAAGAUCUUGUGUUUGCAAUAAUAAACAGUGUUUCACGUGGAAAAGGGCAGGACUUAUUUCUUCAAGCGUUUUAUCAGGGUGUCCAGCUCAUCGAACAGAAGAAGUUAAAAGUGCCCACAAUGCAUGCUGUAGUUGUGGGAAGUGACAUAAAUGCUCAGACCAAGUUUGAGACACAAUUACGUGAUUUUGCGGUGAAGAAUGGGAUUCAGGACCGGGUUCACUUUGUAAACAAGACAUUAGCAGUGGCUCCUUAUUUGGCUGCAACUGAUGUGCUUGUUCAGAACUCUCAGGCCCGUGGAGAAUGCUUUGGAAGGAUAACGAUUGAAGCAAUGGCAUUCAAGUUGCCAGUGUUGGGCACGGCGGCCGGAGGGACCACGGAGAUCGUCGUGGACGGCUCAACCGGCCUCCUGCACCCCGCCGGGAAGGAAGGCGUCGCGCCCCUCGCGAAGAACAUGGUAAGGCUCGCGAGCCACGAAGAGGACAGGGUCUCCAUGGGUAGGAAAGGCUAUGGCAGGGUGAAGGAAAUGUUCAUGGAGCACCACAUGGCUGGUAGGAUCGCGGCCGUGUUGCAGGAAGUUCUGAAGAAAUCGCGGGAACAUUCUCACUCUUGAGCUUUUGCUUUUUGUAGCGUCCAAAAUGGCAUUCUCAGUUUUCUGUGCUAACAUGGAGUAUGUAGAUCCAGAUUUUACCAAGUUUGGACUCGAGUUUGAUUGUAACUUGCUGUCUGUUACAUAUGUCCAUUCUUUUUCCUUUUUCUUCACGUAGCUUUAUUAUUUUUUUGGUUUACCUGGUUGGGGUUUAGUCAUCCAACUUUACAACAACAUUCUAAUUGGUCAAUUCUUCUUGUUGACGUGCAA
Molecule: messenger RNA, 2234 nt
Organism: Oryza sativa Japonica Group (Japanese rice)
Lineage: Eukaryota; Viridiplantae; Streptophyta; Magnoliopsida; Poales; Poaceae
Molecular function (GO): glycosyltransferase activity
Source: RefSeq, a predicted model, not a curated record